Scheffersomyces coipomensis is the source of this 1578-nucleotide messenger RNA. RefSeq lists its product as uncharacterized. Gene Ontology annotation, cellular component: nucleus. Gene Ontology annotation, biological process: proteasome-mediated ubiquitin-dependent protein catabolic process. The coding region runs from base 1 to 1578 and encodes 525 amino acids. Lineage: Eukaryota; Fungi; Ascomycota; Pichiomycetes; Serinales; Debaryomycetaceae. Gene Ontology annotation, molecular function: ubiquitin binding. The record is from RefSeq and is a predicted model, not a curated record. The transcript has a single exon.
AUGGAUGAACAAAUUCCCACAUUCCUUGCGGUAACAGGAGUUGAAGAUGAAGCAGUGGCAAAACAGUACUUGUCAUUAACCAAUGGUGAUUUGGAAUACGCGGUCACUUUGUUUAUGGAAGCAGGAGGAGCAGGUGCUGGUUCAUCAUCAUCAGCCCCAAUUGGAACUGGCCAUGAUAGCGAUGAAGAAAUGGCUCAACGAUUACAACAAGAGGCCUAUCAAGAUCAAGAAGUAAGAGAAGCAGACGCCAAUGUUCAUAGACAUGAACAAUUGGUUGACCAUCCAUUUGGAUUUGGACUUCCUCAAAUACCUCAAAGUAGACCAACUGAUAUUUUUGGUUCAGCUGCUAGAGGAGGUAUAUUCAAUCAAAGAUUUGAUCCUGAUGAAAAUCAAUAUUAUAAUUCAAGACAACAAUCCAAUGGCUGGGAAGAUCCUGAUGAUAGUGAUGAUGAUGAUGAAGAUGAUAACUAUGAAGAUGCAAAUGAUGAUGAAAUAAUGGAAAUUGAUUCAGAUGGUGAAGAAAUCGCUCGUCCAGCACGAGAAAGACCUAUAUCACGUAGACGAAGAUUGAGAGAUGAAAGAACUGAAGAAUUGAAUGCCACUCAAAGAAGACUAGCGGAAUUAUUCAGACCACCAUUUGAUUUAAUAGCUCCUAUAAAUAUUGAUACGGCGAAACAACAAGCUAAAUCAGAAAAUAAAUGGAUUCUUAUAAAUAUUCAAGAUGCUACUGAUUUCAAAUCCCAAGUUUUAAAUCGAGAUUUUUGGUCAAAACCUAAUAUAAAAGCCAUUGUUAAAGAGAAUUUCAUAUUUUUACAAUAUCAUCAUGAUUCACCUAAUGGAGUAAAUUAUACUAAUUUUUAUACUACAGAUGAACUUCCUCAUGUUGCUAUAUUGGAUCCAUUAACGGGUGAAAGAGUGUUGAAGUGGAAAGAUGGAGAUAUACCAAAUACUGAUACUUGGGUUGAAGAUGUUAAAGAUUUCUUAAGUAAAUUUUCAUUACAUCCUGAUUCGAAAAAUCCUACCGUAAAGCAUGAAACUGCGUUUGAUCCAGAUGUUCUUUCUGAAGAACAACAAAUUGAAUAUGCCAUGAAACAAUCAAUGCUUGAAAGUGGGGGGAAUUCAGCUUCAAACGCUAUACCAAUUGAAGAUAGCCAAGAUGAGAAUGGAGAACCAGAAGAAGACGUUGACGAUGGAGAAGUAGGAUUUGAAGAAGAUAUAUCAAGAGAACAAAGCACCCAACCCAAGCAACCAGUCGAAGCUGAACUAGAUCCAUUUGAGAAGAUCAAAGCUCAAGAUCACGAAGAACCAACUACAGGUACUAUCACUCGAAUUCAAAUUAGAUUUCCAAAUGGUAAAAGAUUAGUUCAUAAAUUCUUACUUAGUGAUACUAUAUUACAAAUAUUCCAAUGGUUGAAAUUCAUCUUAUCUGAAAAGGCAGAUGAAUUCGGGUUAACCCCAACCGAUCAAUUCACUUUAUCUAAUACAUCCGUUAAAUCAUUUAAAUUUAUAGAUUCUUUAGAUGUCACAGUUGAGCAAGCUGGCUUGAGAAAUGCUAGUAUUUUAUUAGAAAAGGAAUAG